UUUUUUCUUUGUCCGGCGCAUCUUGUUAGUGCCACGGCAUCCACCCCGCAUUCACAUUUCUUUACAAAAACUUAAACCGGCCAUAGCCUGUAGGUAGUAUGUGCAUCGCACCAGAUCCCCAUGGUUUAUUCCUUGCGUAUUUCUUUUAGCUGGCCGCUUUACUCGUUUGCGAAUCCCGUGUGUCAGUCGCUUCUUGGCUGCUGUCAAGGAACGCCCUUGUGAAAGUCUGCUGUGACAGGGCCCGCAGGACCCGCUAUCUUGGGCUCGUCAUUUUUUCGCCAUCUUGCUCGAUAUACCAACUGCCCUGCAUCUGCCGCCUCCGUCUUAUCUCUGGGCACCCUCGCUCAUCCACCACCGCUCUCACCCCUCGCAGAAGCGUCUGCACUCGCCCCACCCGGCCGACAGACCCUCCCGGACAGCGUGCUGCGAGACGCCCGCGCUGCGCGCAUAUCUCCUGGUCGUCUGCAAUUGUCGACGCCGAGACCUCCUCUCUCCUCCACUGCCACCUUCUCCUCCUUCGCCAUGGCCCUGGGAUUCACGGCCGCGCGGGCGGGCGUCUCGAGGACGGCGGCCGCCUUCUCGCGCGCCACCUCGGCCAACCGCGGCUUCUCCACCUCGGCACCCCGCAGGACAUUCUCGUCGUACCUCGUCACGCCCGGCGAGGUGCACGAGGCGCUCCAGAAGAGCCCGCCGUCGUCUAUCAGCACCGACCCCCGCGUCAUCUGCCUCAGCGCCGCCUGGUUCCUGCCCAACGACCCCGAGGGCCGCACCGGCAUCGAGUCCUACCGCCAAGCCCGCAUCCCCAAGUCGCGCUUCUUCGACCUGGACAAGGUCAUCGAUCGCCACAGCCCGUACCCCCACAUGCUGCCCGACCCCAAGGGCUUCGCCUCGGCCAUGAGCGAGCUUGGCGUGCGCCGCGACGACACCGUAGUUGUCUACGACACCAAGGAGCUCGGAAUCUUCUCUGCGCCGCGUGUGGCCUGGACUCUCCGUGUCUUUGGUCACCCCAAGGUCCAUCUGCUCAACAACUUCCGCCUCUGGUGCGAGCAGGGCCUGCCCAUCGAGAGCGGCAACCUCUACAACGUCGAGUGCUGCACCUACCCCAUCCCCGAGCUCGACCACAACAAGGUUAUCGACUUUGAGGAUGUGCGCGAGAUUGCUCUUGACUACAAAAAAGAGGGCUCUGAGGGCAUCCAGGUUCUCGAUGCCCGCUCUACCGGCCGCUUCGAUGGUACUGCCGACGAGCCCCGACCCGGCCUGUCGUCCGGCCAUAUGCCCGGCGCCAUCAGCGUGCCCAUCGAUGUUCUGCUGGACCCUAAGAGCAAGGCCUUCCUGCCGGCCGAUCAGCUCAAGAAGAUCUUCCAGGACAGGGGGGUCGACCCCGCCAAGCCUGUCAUCUCGAGUUGCGGAACUGGUGUCACUGCCUGUAUCAUUGAUGCCGCAUUAAGUGAGGCCCAGUACGGGAACCCCGAGAAGAGGAAGAUUUACGACGGAAGCUGGACUGAGUGGGCGCAACGUGUCAAGCCGUCAGACUCCUUGAUCAGGAAAUCUACUGACAAACAAUAAAAAAAACGGCCAUGAUUUAUGCAGAGGACACCUCGUUUUCUCAAGUGUUGAGUUCCGCAAGCGACGACGUUUAUACCCUCCCUCAAGCUCCGUUCUUGGGUACGCAUUCAUUGAACGGCUUUCUUCGUUGUCCUUUUUGCCGUCUUUUUCUUCUUCGCACUCGCAUCCUAUCUCUCCUCACCCUGUAACGGUAUGGUAUGGACUGGUUCCGGUCUUGCUCAUUUCCUCAUAUCUCCAACCUGACUCACUCUGGUCACCAUGUCAUGUAUAUGGCUUCCGCCUAACGCUGCGUUGCUUUGUGGUGUCUGUUUAUAUCUUUCUUGCAUCAUUUGUCUUUGCGGCGCACGGGACUUUUUAGUCGAUGCUGGGCAACGGCGUAUAAUUGCAUACAUUGGUAUAUCUCCUCCC
Molecule: messenger RNA, 1974 nt
Organism: Gaeumannomyces tritici R3-111a-1
Lineage: Eukaryota; Fungi; Ascomycota; Sordariomycetes; Magnaporthales; Magnaporthaceae
Product: thiosulfate sulfurtransferase
Exons: 2
Coding region: 523-1566 (347 amino acids)
Biological process (GO): transsulfuration
Cellular component (GO): mitochondrion
Molecular function (GO): thiosulfate-cyanide sulfurtransferase activity
Source: RefSeq, a predicted model, not a curated record